Messenger RNA from Paramecium pentaurelia, 753 nucleotides. The record is from the annotation of a GenBank genome assembly. Lineage: Eukaryota; Ciliophora; Oligohymenophorea; Peniculida; Parameciidae.
AUGUCAGUAUCGUAAGAACAAAAGAUUUCAUCAACCUCCACUCUUAAGGAAGAAUAAAUUCCCUAAAAAUAGUAGUGCCAAAUAUCAAAUUUACUAAGAAGAAAAGAUUUUAAAUCAGUUGUAAGAAUUUUACAAACUGAUAAAAAGUCAAGGUUAGGGCAUUUUCCUUUACUUUAGAACAAAUUAUCAAAAGCUGAAAUAUGAAAACUAACUAUAUCAUGUUGGUUAAAAUCUAUGCAUAAGAGGAGACAAUAGAUCUAUAUAUGUGGCUAAGCUCAUUAAGAUUGUGAAACUACAUGAUGAUUAAGAUAAUUGUUUACCUUUUAUUAAGGUAUAGUGGUUUUGUAGAAAAACUGAGUUGUUGGGCUUAUCUAAGGAUUAUUUAGAUUGUAUUUCAGAUAAUGAAGUUUUUAAAACUAAUGAAUUUGACUAUAUAGAAAUUGAAAGCAUAGUUGGAUUAGCUAUUAUUUUAAGUUAUGAAGAAUAUGAUUAAAUAGAAGAGUUAAAUGAUAAUGUAUACUUUAUGAGAGCUACAUAUAUAAAUGAUAAGUUAUAGCCACCUUUUGAUUAAUGGAAUAAGGUUUGUAUUUGUAAAAAGCCUCCUAAUCCAGAUUUAAAGUAACUAUAUAUUAUUAUAAUAGGUAUAUUUUUUGUGAGAUGUGCUAAAAAUGGUUUCAUUUGAAAUGUGUAGGAUUAAGUUAUGAUCAAGCAGACAGAAUAAAUAAAUACAUAUGUCCUGAAUGUAAGAACUGA